AUUUCGCAGAGUAGCAUCCCCUAGAUUAUUUUUCUUGGCGUGUAGAGUUUGUGUACCGUUUAACAUUCGUCCUAAUCUAUACCUGUAAAGCUCACUUGGGACAAAAUGCCUUCAGCACUCGUGCUUUUGGCCGAAGGGGCGGAAGAAAUGGAAACUGUUAUUGUGGUUGAUGUUCUGCGUCGUGGUGGGGUGGAUGUGACCCUAGCAGGUGUGGCUGGAAACAAACCAGUUAAAUGUAGCCGUGAUGUCACCAUAGUUCCAGACACUAGCCUUGAGAGUGCUUUGACCAAGGGGCCAUAUGAUGCCAUUGUGUGCCCCGGUGGUGCAGGUGGAGCCAAAAUCCUUAGCCAGUCCCCUGUUGUCGGUAAGGCCUUACAAGAUCAGGAGAGCAGAGGGGGCAUCAUAGGUGCAGUUUGUGCUGCCCCGACAGCUCUGGCAGCCCAUGGUAUUGGCAAGGGCAAGAAAGUAACUUCUUAUCCCAGCAUGGGUGACAAAAUGAAGCAAGGAGGAUAUCGUUACUUAGAAGAUCGAGUUGUUCAAGAUGGAAAGCUGAUCACCAGUCGGGGGCCAGGAACCUGCUUUGAGUUUGCCCUUAAGCUCGUUGAGGCACUUGUUGAUAAAGAGAAGUCCAAAUCCCUGAUUGAACCUAUGCUGAUCAAGAUCUAAAAGCAGAAUGAAGAACCACUGAGCCUGCUUCAGAUUCUUUGGCUUCUUAGUUUUCCAGAGACUUUACUCCCACAUUUAUUAUAGGAAAGAAUGAAAAGUUCUUUGCUUUUAAAACUAUUGAUGUUUAUUUUAUAUGUUUACUGUUGUCACUUAUGAUGGUUUUAGGUUUUGAAUGUUUUCCUUUCUUGCUAUUCAAUAUGAUUUUUUGUAAAAUGUGAAUGGACAUUAAAGUGAAGAGAAGAAAAAGGUC
Messenger RNA from Pomacea canaliculata, 916 nucleotides. Its product is annotated as protein/nucleic acid deglycase DJ-1-like. The coding region runs from base 106 to 666 and encodes 186 amino acids. Lineage: Eukaryota; Metazoa; Mollusca; Gastropoda; Architaenioglossa; Ampullariidae. Gene Ontology annotation, biological process: protein deglycation, glyoxal removal; guanine deglycation, glyoxal removal. The record is from RefSeq and is a predicted model, not a curated record. Gene Ontology annotation, cellular component: nucleus; cytosol. Gene Ontology annotation, molecular function: protein deglycase activity. The transcript has 5 exons.